Hordeum vulgare subsp. vulgare (domesticated barley) is the source of this 2286-nucleotide messenger RNA. RefSeq names its product putative box C/D snoRNA protein SPCC613.07. Gene Ontology annotation, biological process: snoRNA localization; maturation of LSU-rRNA from tricistronic rRNA transcript (SSU-rRNA, 5.8S rRNA, LSU-rRNA); box C/D snoRNP assembly. The transcript has 5 exons. NCBI's taxonomy places the organism in Eukaryota, Viridiplantae, Streptophyta, Magnoliopsida, Poales, Poaceae. The record is from RefSeq and is a predicted model, not a curated record. Gene Ontology annotation, cellular component: nucleus; pre-snoRNP complex. Bases 174 to 1838 code for a protein of 554 amino acids.
AUCCUCCGCCCGAAUAAAAAACCCACCUUUUCCCACCUCGCUCGCCGCCAGAGACACCCAAACGGUCACCGCCGCCGACCGAGCGGCCGCACCGCACCCAGUAAACCCAUCGCUAAACCCUACCUAGAAACCCCCCACCGCCGCCGCCGCCCCCCAGCCCCCCCGGCCUCGGCAUGGAGGGCGAGCCGCCCCCCACCGUCGCCGCCGCGGCCUCCGGCUCCGGCCCCGGCGACGGCGGCGGCGGCGGGGAGAAGGGCGCCCCGUGCCAGGAGUGCGGGGAGCAGCCGUGGAAGUACCGGUGCCCGGGCUGCUCCCGCCUCACCUGCAGCCUCCCCUGCGUGCAGGCCCACAAGCGCCGCGCCGCCUGCUCCGGCAAGCGCCCCCGCACCGACCCCGUCGCGCUCGCCCAGUUCGACGACACCCAGCUCCUCUCCGAUUACAACUUGCUGGAGGAGACGAGCCUGGUCAGGGAGUCGGCCCACAGGCUGCUCGGCGACUUCGGCGGCAACUUCGCCCGGAACUUCGAGGGACGCCCGGGCGCCAAGCUGCCGCCGUCGCUCGGCGCCCUCCGCAAGGCCGCGGAGCGCCGCGGCGUCCGGCUCUUCUUCCUUCCCCGCGGCAUGACCAGGAGGGCGCAGAACCGCUCCCGGCAUGACAACAGAAAUGACUGCAUAUACUGGACAAUCGAGUGGAAGUUCAAUUCGACAGAUAUUGUCCUAACUGACCACCAGACAGACGAGAAUGCAAGCUUGCUAUCUUUAUUGGAAAAACACCUGAGUCCUUCCCCUUGGAAGGACGAGCUUACACCAUAUCGCAAUACUGAAUUGCGUGAUUUGAAACUGUUCAUUCAGAGGUCUGCCAAGGAUUCAAAGUCGCCACACCGUCAACUGAAUAUAGAAGAGCCCUUCCGCCCCCAACUGAGGGGCACUCUUAUUCUCGAGUACCCAACUAUCAGCGUCUUCCUUCCAUCAGAUAGUUACGAUUUUCGAUUGGAGAAGCUUGCAAACAAGAUUAGUAGAAAUGAGCAGCCCCCCAGCAGCUCGAAUGAUAGUCCUCCUCUAGAAGGCACCGAGUUUCAGGAGGAAGAAAUAGAGGAAGGUGAGUUCGCUCCAGAGACGCAGGUUAUCGAUCUCAGGGAUUGCGGACCUUCACGUACCACAAACCUUUCUCAAGUGAAGCUUACGAGUGAACCUAAGAUGGAUAGCAUGCUGUCGUAUGUCCAUGGUCUGGCAUCAGGUGGUAAACAGGGAGAAGUUAGUCAGCAUGGCAAGAUGGCGUCGAGCACAGCUCCUGGGGUUCCCGAGGCUAAAUCCUGCAUGAAAGUCUACCCAGUGGACUUGGACGAUGGUGUUGAAGGUGGGACUUUGGAGGGGCAGGUUAUAGACCUCGAGAACCAUGCAACUUCAGAUCCUGGCAAUAUUGGUCCACCGAAAGAUAUGAAUUGCGAGACAGAUUAUUAUUCAGUCCUGUCUCCUAUCAGCAUUCUAGCAUCUGAGGUCUCGAGUCGUCCUGAGGAAGAAGGCAACCAAGAAAGCGGGCUGCCACCGAAGAAUGCAACUCCUGAAGCUCUGAGAAAGAGAUCUCUGACGAAGGUCUACCCGCUGGACAUGGACGACGAUGCCCAGGGCCUGCUGCUCUCGGAGCUGCCCAGCGUGGAGCUGGAGCAGGAGAUGGGGGCCGCCUACGAGGAGCUGUUCGGGGACAUGAACCCCGACGACUUCCUCGGCUUUGACCUCGGGAUGAUGGACGUGGACGACGGGUCCGGCGGGAUGACGCCUCCGCUCAAGCUCUGGGACGACCUGGACCUGGAGGAAGGUGAGAUCCCCUCGCAGCCGUGAAGAAGAAACCUGGGUGCUUGGAACUCGACGUGAGAGCUUGGAAUUUGCUUGUCCAGGAGUGUUUCUGGAGAUCUGUUGGCUGUAGCACCACCUGAGAGUUGUCGGGUGCUAUUUAUUCUUUGUUAAUUUUCCUCUGGUCCCCGUUGCCGGGGCGGCGUCGGGGUGCGUUUCGAGGUUGAGCUUGUUUGCCCCUCGUAGCUGCAGAAACUUUGAGGUUGUGACUCUGCAACUGCAAAGCUCGUGAGUAGAGCAGUCCUGAAGUGAAGCCGGUGGGCGUGUAAUAUCGAUCGAUGAGAGUUGUGUGUAAAAUGUGGAAUCGCAAAAGCUGUGAUGUUAUCUAUGGACGCAUCAUCAAUCUGUUGCUGAUCAUAGAGAGAUAUUUUGUUGUUUUUUCACCAUUGCUGAACCUGCAGUUUUCCAUAGCCUUAACUGAAGCAUGUUCAGGUUA